AUCCUACUGCAGCACACUUAUAGUCCCUUUCUGAGUUGCAGCGUGCACUUGCAACCUCGUAAAGACCUGUUAACAUUACGGCGUUAUUGAGCUCACAAUCAACCUGUUGAAAUACAACCAGCGUCAAGAGGAGGUCCUGCGUUUUUUAGUGCCACAGUUCUAAACAGUGGCAUUCAACCCCCGGAGUUUGUCUCGGCGGAACCACUUGAACUUUGCGCAACUGACCAAAAUGUGUCUUUAGUAGGUUGUAUACAACUGACCCCAUGUUCAGGGCGCGGUUCAGGGUCGCCAUGGCCCACCACACACGCAGCCCCUAGCUCACACUGAGCUGCCUCGUGAAGCUACCCAGUCGACACGCGACUCAACCAUGGUCCGCAAGGCUGUUCGCACCUACUCACAGAUCCUCACUGAUUUUGAGAAGUCGGAUGCACAUGACGCCCGCAUCCGGGCCUAUUACGAGCCCGCAACGCCGCCAGGCGGCGGCGGCGGCAACGCAGCUGCUGCUACUGCCGGUGCUACUGCUGCCACUGCUGCCGUCAGCGGCUCUGCCACUGCGACGCGGCAGCGCCCGGCCAGCGCCAGCGCCGCUAGCGUCUCCGGCGGCGGCGCGACCGGGCAGCGGCGGCACCGCUACUCGCACGUCCUGGACUGGAACGACGACAUCACCGCCAUACUCAACAUAGACAAACACGACGGCGGCGUGCGUGCCGCCAGCGCCGCCGGAGGCGCCGCCGCCGCCAGCAGCGGCCGCGCCUCCCGCGCGCUGGCUGCGGCGCUGCAGGGUGCAGUGGAGGCGGCGGCCAGCAUGAAGUUGUCACCGGCGCCCACCUCGCAGCCCGCCAGCAAGCUGGCGGAGCGGCUGCUGCGGGCCACAACCGCGCCGCUGGCGCCGCCGCCGCCGCCAGCGUCAGGGGUAGGAGGGGGAGGCGGCCUGGUGAGCACGGGCUCGCGCAGCGGCACGCCGGCAGCUAUGGGCACCGCCGGCGGCGUUCGGACGGCGUGGGGCGCAGGCACCAGUGCAGGGGAGCAAGGAGCGGCUCCGGGCUCGCCGACCGGGCGGCCGGGCUCGCCCAAACGGACAGCAGGCGGCGUGCUGACCGGCGGCGUGGGAGACCUGCACGGGGUGCCGGCUACUGGGGGCGGGCCACUACUGUCGGCAUCCGCGCGCCUGAUGUACUACGGCCACUCGCGGCAGCGGCCCACCAGCGCAGUCGGCACGGCAGCGGGUGCAGGGGCCGGCGGCGCCGGCGCCCGCGGCGCUGCCGCGGCUGGCAGCACAGGCCGUGGGGUCCGGCCCACCUCGGCACCCAUCCACGCCACCGCGCACCCGGGCGCGACGUUUCCGCUGGGCGCCGGCGCCGCGGCGCGGCCGGCCUGGGCGGUGGCGAGCCUUGGCGCUGUGGUGGGCUCCGCCCCCAACGCGGCGGCGGCGGGUGCGGCCAACACGCUCUCGCCCAAGCGCCGCCGGCCCUUCUCCGCGCGGCCCGCCAGCGGCGCCGCCAACCUGCGCGCCUCCAGCUUCCACUACCCGGGCGCCACCGCACCGGGCGCAGCUGGAGCGGCCGCGGCGGCGGCGAUGGCGGGCGCCGCCGCCUCGCCCUAUGCCGCCUCCAGCGCCGCCUACGUCAGCCGCCGCCGGCCGGCCUCCGCCUACCCAUCGCUCUCCGCCACCGGCACCGCCGCCGCCGACGGGCGCAGCCUCAGCCUCACCAUGCCGCGUGACGCCGGCGGCGGCGGUGCGACUGGCGCCGGCGCCUGGUCGCCUCCUGUGUCGCCGGGGCCCGCGGUGACCAAGUCCGUGGCUCGCAACCUUGGAGUGGACCCGCGCUCGCUAGCACUGACGCAGCCCAAGCGCGGGCCCAGCAACGGUCUGGUGGUGCGGGACCCGGUGGGGCCGCAGCUGGUGCCGGCGCGGCGGCCCGCCUCCGCCUCCGCAUCACGACCCGCGUCGGCGGCGGCCGCACGGCCGAUGUCGGCGGGCCCAGGCGGCGCGGGUGGCGCCGCCGGCGCCGGUUACACCGCUGCGUUUGCUGCAACUGGCGGCGCGGGAGGGAGCGGGCGGCUGGAGGGCAUUGUGGAAGCGGGCGAGGCCUUGAGCAGGACACACCCGCAGCACCAGCAGGGCCUGCGGCCGGAGGAGAGCGCGCUAAGCAGCCGCACAGGCAUGUCGCUCACCUCCUCCGCACCCGGCGGCGGCGUCAGCGGCAGCGGCGCGGCGGCGGCGGCUGCCGACGCCAGCCUGGCGCGGCGCCGGCACGGGGCGCUGUCGGCAGCGCGCAAGACGCUGUGGAACCGGAUCGCGGACGCGGCCGGCCUCGCGCCGUACGAAAUCCAAAGUACGGAUCCCGAGGUGCUGGCGGCGGGCGGGCCGGCGCUGGGCGGCGGCGGCGACCCCACCACGGCGGCGACGGCGGCGGCGCUGGCAGCGGGCGCUCCUGGCGGCUCGGAGUACCUGGCGGCCUAUUUAGCGCAGCAGGCGGCGGCGGGGCCGGCCGGAGGCGGCAGCGGCGCCGGCAGCCGGCUGGGCUCCCGCGGCCCCUCCACCCGCCCCUCCCGCAGCGUCAGCCCCGAGCCCUUUGGCAUGGCCAACGCCCCCAGCAUGCCAAACCGCGGCGCAGGGGCUGCUGCAGGCGCGGCAGCUGGGGUGUGGCCGACGUUUGGGCAGUUCGCGGCGUCACAGCCCUACUCGCACCUACACCCGGAUGCGGCGGCGGCGGGCAGUGGCGGCCGGGCGCAAGCGCAGGUGCAGUUGGGGUCGGGCUUUGGCACCACAGACGUGGAGUUGGUGGCUGGGUCGAGGGUGCGGGGCCCGGCAGGCGCGGCGACGCCCGCACCUGAGCCCGAGGGCGGCGCCCCGGGGGCAGCCGGCGGUCGGGAUGCGGACCCGUCUGCGCUGAUGGCGCAGGCGGCGGCGGCGGCCCGCCGUGAGCUGCUGGUGGAACGGGCGCCGGGUGAGCAGGCAUACGGCCAGGAGGAGGAGCAGGAGGAGGAGCAGGAGGAGGAGCAGGCGGUGGAGGCGAAUGAGGUGGAGGAGGAAUGGCAGCAGGCGCAGGAGGGCGGCGAGGCGGCCGGGGGCUCGGGGGCUCGGCUCCGCAAGGGCUCCGUCGUGCGGCGCCCCAGCACCCGCAACGUCCACGCCGCCGCCGCCUUUCCUGAAGACGAUGACGAUAAGGUGGAUGAGGAGGAGGGCGAGGCCCGGGCUGUGGCGCCGGGUCAGGACCGGUGUAACGGGGAGGGGCUGGCAGAGGGGCAGGCAGCGGAGGAGACGCCUGCGGACGAGGCCGACGAGGCCGAGGACGAGGCCGAGGGCGAGGAGGCAGGCAGCUACGGCAGCUACUCGGACGAGGGCGGCAGCUCGCCCGCUGGCGCCGCCGCCGCCGCGGCCGCCCGCCGCCACGUGCAGUGGGGCGCCAACGUGCACUCGCCGCGGCCCCACAGCCACCAAACCACCGCCAUCACCGCCGCCCCGGCUGCUCCUGCGGCCGCUGCGGCUGCAGCUGCCGGCAGCCACCACCGCCCGGCCUCGCCGACUGGGGGCGGCGCCAGCAGCCUCCGCCGCACCACCAGCAGCACCAGCAGCGGCGGCAGGCAAGGCGCCGCCACCGCCGCACACGGCACCCACGAGCCGCAUGGCCGCCCGCCGCGUCCCCACAGCCAAGCCCAGGGCCACAGCAGCCACGGCCACACACACGGCCGCUCGCCGCCCUCACACCCCAAGCCGGUGCCGCAGUACCCGCACCCCUCACUCAACCAGCACGCCGCCGCCGCCGCCAAGGCGCGCGCCAAGGCCCGGUCCAAGGGCGGCCGCGCGCCGGCCCGCCGCGGGGCCGUCGACGAGCUGCCCUCCGUGGAGGUCACCACCGCCGCGGGCUCCCUGGGCCGCGCGCGGCUGUCAGUGCAGGGCGGGGACCCAGGGGAGGCGGCGGCGGCGGCGGCGGCGCAAGCCGCCGCCGCGGCGGCGGCGCGGCGCGGUAGCGCCGGCGGCGGCAGCGGGCAGCAGCACCCGCAGCAGCGCAGUGUGCAUGACCUGCUGCUGCCGUCCGGUGGCGGUGCGGCUGACGAGCCGGCCUACACGGACAAGGGCUUCUACGAGCUGGUGGCGCGGGUGGAGGAGCCGGCGGAUGUGCAGGGCUGGCUCUUCAACGUCUACCUCACGGAGAUAGUGCCCGGCGAGUCCGUCGCGCGCCGUACCUGCGUGGCCGCCUGCGUCUCCGCCGACGCCCACAACCAACUCCUGGUCCCGCAACCCGCACCCCCCGCUCCCCCAUCCACCGCCCCAUCCCCCGCUUCAUCCGCCGCCGACGCCCGGCCCGGCACGGCGCUGCUCUCGCCGCCGCCCCUGCCCGCGCCUCCUGCCGUGGGGCCGCUGAUCAGUCCUGCCGACCUGUUGCCCUGGGUGUCUCGCCCGGAGCAACUGUUCGGGCACUGGCUGCGGCUGGAGGCGUACGCCAUCGCGCCGGUGGCUGAGAAGGUUGUGGACGGCGUGACCUUCAUGGGGUUGCUGGAGGACGCCCAGGACCCGCCGCCGCCGCCCAAGCUGUCCAAGCUGCAGGUUGUGGAGGUGCGGCCGGUGGGCAGUGACGCGCCGGGCUCGGGCCGCACCAGCACCAGCGGCCUGGGCGGCGGCGGCGGCGCGGGCGGAGCCGGCGGUGGCGGCGGCGCCAUGCGUUGGAGCGGCAAUGGUGGGGGGUCCGGCAUGGGCAUGGGUGUGGGUGUGGGGGGCGGGCCGUCUUUCCGCAUGAGCAGUAAUGGCGUGGGGGUUAUAACCCCGCCGUUGCGGCUCAGCAAUAGCGGCGUGGGGGCGCUGCCGCUGCCCAUGAGGCUGAGCAGCAGCGGUCAGGGCGCGCGGACCAACAGCAAUGGACUGGCGGCGGCGGCGGCGGGGAUGGUGGGCGGUGGCGUGGGCGCCCCGGCGGCGGGCCUGGCGGGUGGCAGCUUCCGUGGAGGCCGGGCGGCGGACUCGGCAGCGGCGUUUGGGACGGGAGCGGGCGCGGCGGGAGCCGCCGGCGGGGGAGUGCCGGCUCCGCGGGCGAGCAACAGCGGCCGCAGGAUUGCGAUGUGAGCUACGUGCGAGAAGGAUUGAACUUGGGGGGAGGGGUAGUUGUUGGGUGUUUGUGUAUGGGCACCGGACGCCUGUGGCAGAGGCCGCGGCGUGGGUGGCUCGCGCUGUGUGGGGUGUCGGUCGGAAUAAGCAUUGACCAGGAAUUAAUCGGGUGGCUGCAUUGUUUAGUUAGGACUUGUAAAUUGCAUUAGGCUAGGUCGUGUGAAGAGCUCGAGGCUGUGUUGAUUAUAAGGAUUGACGCUCAGGGCAUGGCGCUAAGUGGGACCCCAUGUCACAUGCCACACAGGCGUGCGUGUGGCUGGACAGACAGGCAGGCAGGCAGGGUGAUUGCUCCAUGUGCGCGUGUUACAUAUGCAACACUGUUCCGCU
This is a messenger RNA of Chlamydomonas reinhardtii, 5431 nucleotides long. RefSeq lists its product as uncharacterized. The transcript is spliced from 4 exons. NCBI's taxonomy places the organism in Eukaryota, Viridiplantae, Chlorophyta, Chlorophyceae, Chlamydomonadales, Chlamydomonadaceae. The coding region runs from base 368 to 5062 and encodes 1564 amino acids. The record is from RefSeq and is a predicted model, not a curated record.